AUGUCUCUGCCCGGCCGCUGGACAGUUCGAACUCUGGGCUUCCUGCUGUUGCUCCAGGCUGCUGCUGCCAGAAGCUUCUGGAAACAGGCGCUGCGUGAGGGACGGGCAGAGGAGCCCCACGAUGAGCCUCACGCUGACCACUGCCCGCCACCCCCGCAGUCCCUGCCCGUGGGCGCCUGCCAGGCUGAGCGCUGUCAGGCAGACGCCGAGUGCUCCCCGCCCCAGCGCUGCUGCUACAAUGGCUGUGCCUUCGCCUGCCUGGAGACUGUCCCGGACCCCCCAGUCUUAGACUGGCUGGUGCAGCCGAAACCUCGAUGGCUCGGCGGGAACGUCUGGCUGCUGGACGGGCCGGAGGAGACGCUGCCAGCCGAGGCCUGCAGCACCACGGAGGACGGGGCCGAGCCGCUCCGCUGCCCCUCGGGCUACGAGUGCCACAUCCUGAGCCCGGGCGAUGCGGCCCGGGGGGUCCCCAACCGCGGGCAGUGCGUGAAGCAGCCGCCAGAUGCUGGUGAGCGCGCCCCGGAGACCCUGGCCCACCUGAGAGGACGUCCUCGGCACCUGGCGCUGAACUCCGGAGCAGCCGCGUGA
This is a messenger RNA of Sorex fumeus (smoky shrew), 588 nucleotides long. It is a transcript of the gene WFDC1, whose product is annotated as WAP four-disulfide core domain 1. Lineage: Eukaryota; Metazoa; Chordata; Mammalia; Eulipotyphla; Soricidae. The record is from RefSeq and is a predicted model, not a curated record. Gene Ontology annotation, biological process: regulation of cell growth. Gene Ontology annotation, cellular component: extracellular region. The coding region runs from base 1 to 588 and encodes 195 amino acids. Gene Ontology annotation, molecular function: peptidase inhibitor activity. The transcript has 6 exons.